This is a messenger RNA of Pisolithus orientalis, 414 nucleotides long. RefSeq lists its product as uncharacterized. The record is from RefSeq and is a predicted model, not a curated record. The transcript is spliced from 4 exons. The coding region runs from base 1 to 414 and encodes 137 amino acids. NCBI's taxonomy places the organism in Eukaryota, Fungi, Basidiomycota, Agaricomycetes, Boletales, Pisolithaceae.
AUGUACCUCAUUUUACAGAAAGAGCUCACCCACACGAUCCUGCUCCACCCUUCGUGCUUCGGACCCUGCAUACUCCAAUUCUUGGAGUCCAAGCUGUGCGCAGACGUCAAAGGUACAUGCUCAGGUCAAUAUGGCUACAUUAUCGCUGCAGUCUCGAUCCUGGACACCGACAGAGGAAUAGACAUCGGCAGAAGUGAACAGGCUGAGUUUGUCACGCGACCCCUACAAGUUUUCGUAUCACAUCAGCUUAUACUCAUAUUUGCUAACAUGAAAUUUAACCUCAUCUCUAAGCUUCUGUCAUUUGCUUCAGAUGACCAUAUCAUCGAGAAAAAUACGCGCGUGCGAUUGAAGAUCAUCGGUACUCGUUUCGCUAUAGGCACGAUUAAGGAAGAUCAUCUGGGCGUGAUUGAUUAG